This is a messenger RNA of Marasmius oreades (fairy-ring Marasmius), 1161 nucleotides long. RefSeq lists its product as uncharacterized. The transcript has 6 exons. Gene Ontology annotation, cellular component: membrane. NCBI's taxonomy places the organism in Eukaryota, Fungi, Basidiomycota, Agaricomycetes, Agaricales, Marasmiaceae. Gene Ontology annotation, molecular function: sphingolipid delta-4 desaturase activity. The record is from RefSeq and is a predicted model, not a curated record. The coding region runs from base 1 to 1161 and encodes 386 amino acids. Gene Ontology annotation, biological process: ceramide biosynthetic process.
AUGACGACGGAUAUGUCCUCAUCUUUGAACCACAAAAUAGACUACAGUCUAUACGGUGGUGCCGAAACGUUAUCCGAAGGCAGGUCACCACGUCGAACGGUUGUCCCAAACCCUAGCCUUGUCAAAGAUGAUGGGGUAUCUCAUGUUGGCCCACCCCAAGAUCCCAAUGAUUUUUUGUGGUUGAUGACUGAGGAGCCGCACAGAACACGGAGGAUGGCUAUAAUGAAGGCGUACCCUGAGGUCACGAAACUGAUGGGCCACGAACCUCUAACAAAAUAUAUCGUUCUCCUUGUAGUCACUCUACAGAUAGGCUUGGCCGUUGCGCUACGAAAUACCCGUCCUUUAUCACCCACAUUCCUUCUCUGCGCGUAUCUCAUCGGUGGAACUGCAAAUCACAAUCUUUUCUUGGCUAUACACGAAAUCACACACAAUCUCGCCUUCAAGAGCAUAACUGGGAACAAAAUGCUUGCCAUUUUUGCCAACUUGCCGAUUGGGAUACCCUAUUCAGCGGCAUUCAAAGGAUAUCAUAUAGAACACCACAAAUUUAUUGGUCAAGACGGAAUAGACACUGACCUUCCUUCUCGACCAGAGUUAAUCUGCUUGAAUAACGUGCUUGGAAAGGUUUUCUUCGCGACUUUCCAAAUCCUCUUCUAUGCUCUACGGCCUGGAUUCGUGCGAUCACAGACACCGACACGAUGGCAUUUCUACAAUCUCGUUGUUCAGGUUCUAUUUGAUGUCGCGCUCGUCAAGACUUUUGGGGUCAAACCACUUAUUUAUCUUAUAAUGAGCAGCUUCUUUGCGGGAAGUCUUCAUCCGUGCGCUGGUCACUUCAUUGCGGAACAUUACCUAUGGGACGGACUUGAACAGGAGACGUAUAGUUAUUAUGGUCCAUUGAACCUUCUUGCUUAUAACGUUGGAUACCACAACGAGCAUCACGAUUUUCCUUCGAUCCCUUGGACGCGCCUUCCAGCUCUCCGAGCUCUUGCUCCAGAAUUUUAUGAUACCCUUCCUUCGCAUCCUUCGUGGCCCAUGGUUAUCGUUAACUUCAUUCGCGAUCCGGAGGUUGGAAUCUUUGCUCGAGCAAAACGUUUACCCAAAGAGGCAGUUGUAUCCAAGAAGGUUGCAAAGAAAGACGCAGACGACUCGGAUAAAAGUGAUUGA